AACGAGAAGUUUCCUUUCAUUUUUCUUACCACCGGAGGAGAAGUAGUUCGUGGAAACGCCAGUAACGAACGAGAUCUAGCACGGACCGACGAGGACCCGUAGUGUGGUGUAGAGAAAGGAGACGAGCUUUCACUGAACCCCCCCUAGAAGAAAGAAGGAUUCAGCAUCGAUCGAUCGAAGAAGAUGAACAUUUUCAGAUUAGCAGGUGAUAUGACUCACCUCGCCAGUGUCCUCGUCUUGCUCCUCAAGAUCCACACCAUCAAAUCCUGCGCUGGUGUGUCAUUGAAGACUCAAGAACUCUACGCAAUCGUCUUCGCUACGCGUUAUUUGGAUAUUCUCACGAGCUUUGUCUCUGUGUACAACACCUUCAUGAAGUUGGUCUUCUUAGGAAGCUCCUUCUCGAUUGUUUGGUACAUGAGGUAUCAUAAGGCUGUCCAGAGGACUUACGACAGGGAGCAAGAUACCUUUCGCCAUUGGUUCCUCGUGCUUCCUUGCCUUCUCUUAGCUCUUCUCAUUCACGAAAAGUUUACCUUUCUUGAGGUACUGUGGACGUUUUCGUUGUACUUGGAGGCUGUUGCUAUAUUACCUCAGCUUGUCUUGCUUCAAAGGACUAGAAACAUUGAUAACUUGACUGGGCAGUACAUAUUUCUCCUUGGGGGGUACAGGGGAUUGUACAUCCUAAACUGGAUCUACCGUUACUUCACUGAGCCACACUUUGUUCACUGGAUAACAUGGAUCGCGGGGCUUGUUCAGACAUUGCUCUAUGCCGACUUCUUCUAUUACUAUUUCCUAAGCUGGAAGAACAACAAAAAGCUCCAGUUGCCAGCUUGAUUUCUCAAUUUGCGAUGCUCGGAAACCCUUCGGAGAUUCAGUUUGGUGCCUGGAUACAAUAUCUGCCGGAAAGUUUACUAGUUUACUCUGUUGGUAGUUAGUGGAUGAGACGAGCAUAGAUUAUAUGUAAACUCCAGCGAUCUAACUUGUUACACUUUUUUGAACUUUUUCGUGUCUCAGCUUUUGUUAAGUGUUACUAAAAUAUUUCGACAGGACAAAUCUUGCAAGUAUAACUA
Brassica rapa (field mustard) is the source of this 1067-nucleotide messenger RNA. Its product is annotated as ER lumen protein-retaining receptor B. Gene Ontology annotation, molecular function: ER lumen protein retrieval receptor activity. Gene Ontology annotation, biological process: protein retention in ER lumen. Gene Ontology annotation, cellular component: membrane. Lineage: Eukaryota; Viridiplantae; Streptophyta; Magnoliopsida; Brassicales; Brassicaceae. The record is from RefSeq and is a predicted model, not a curated record.